Molecule: messenger RNA, 5103 nt
Organism: Salvia splendens (bonfire salvia)
Lineage: Eukaryota; Viridiplantae; Streptophyta; Magnoliopsida; Lamiales; Lamiaceae
Product: serine/threonine-protein kinase fray2
Exons: 4
Coding region: 110-2602 (830 amino acids)
Molecular function (GO): RNA binding; metal ion binding; protein binding
Source: RefSeq, a predicted model, not a curated record
ACUAUCCCCAAAUCUUAACAACACGCUUUCCCGUCUAUCCCAAAGUUAGGUCAAAUAUACAGCAAUUCGGAAUUAGGGUUCGGCCAUUAGUGCAAAGCUUCCCUAACAAAUGGCCGGGAACAACACUACACCUAACAUCAACAAUCAAGUUACAGCGGUCUCUGCGGUGCCGAAGACCAUAUGGAUGAAGCAAGCGGAGGAAGCCAAGUUGAAGAGCGAAGCCGAGAAGGCCGCCGCCGCUAAAGCCGCAUUCGAAGCCACCUUCAAUAGCAAGUCCCAACCCCAGCUGCCCCAAUCCCCUUCCGCCGCGCCAUCCUCUUCUUCGGAUUCCGACGACGACAAUGAGUCGUCCGAGAAGGACUCCUCCGUGGGGCCCGUUGACCCCUCGAGGUGCACGGCGCAAGGCGCGGGGAUUGCUGGCGGCACUGCGUGCGUGGGGGCCACGUUUGCGGUGGUGACGAAGGACUCUGAGGGGAGGAAGGUAGCGCGCGGCGGGGCUCAGGUGAAAGUUAGGGUUUCGCCUGGAGUCGGAGUUGGGGGAAACGAGCAGGACGGGAUAGUGAAGGAUAUGGAGGAUGGGAGCUAUAGCGUGACUUAUGUGGUGCCUAAGAGAGGGAAUUAUAUGGUCAAUGUGGAGUGCAAUGGGAAGCCGAUUAUGGGAAGUCCAUUCCCUGUUUUCUUCAGCCAAGGGACUCCCAAUGGAGGGCUUCUUGGGGUGGCUCCACCUGCUUCUUAUCCCAAUUUAGUAAACCAGACCAUGCCCAAUAUGCCAAAUUACUCUGGCUCUGUAUCUGGUGCUUUUCCGGGCUUGCUGGGUAUGAUUCCCGGUGUUGUCUCUGGGGCCUCAGGUGGAGUGGUUUUACCUGGAAUGGGAUCUUCCCUGGGAGAAAUGUGUCGAGAGUACCUUAAUGGGCGCUGCGCAAAUACUAGUUGUAAGUUUAAUCACCCCCCUCAUAAUCUGCUCAUGACUGCCUUAGCUGCCACCACUACAAUGGGAACUCUAAGUCAAGUGCCAAUGGCACCUUCUGCUGCUGCGAUGGCGGCUGCUCAGGCAAUUGUUGCUGCCCAAGCCCUUCAAGCCCACGCUGCAGCUCAAGCUCAGUCCAACAAAGACUCAUCUGGUUCAGAUGACAGUGAGAAGAAGGCUGAUUCUCUUAAGAAAACUGUACAAGUCAGUAACCUUAGCCCUCUUCUGACAGUGGACCAGUUGAAGCAGCUUUUUGGUUUUUGUGGGACAGUUGUUGAUUGUACGAUAACUGAGUCUAAGCAUUUUGCAUAUAUUGAAUACUCAAAAGCAGAAGAAGCUUCUUCUGCUUUGGCAUUGAAUAACAUGGAUGUUGGUGGCCGUCCAUUAAAUGUUGAAAUGGCCAAAUCACUCCCACCGAAACCUGCUUUGAAUUCAGCAAUGGGUUCAUCAUCCCUGCCGAUGGUUAUGCAGCAAGCUGUUGCCAUGCAACAAAUGCAGUUUCAGCAGGCUCUUCUGAUGCAGCAAACAUUGACAGCUCAGCAAGCAGCUAAUCGAGCAGCAACUAUGAAGUCUGCAACAGAAUUAGCUGCAGCUAGAGCUGCAGAAAUAAGUAAGAAGUUGCAAGCUGAUGGUCUGGUCAUUGAGGUUAAAGAACCUGAAAGAAAAUCCAGGUCACCAAAUGGCCGUGCCAAGUCCAAAUCUAGGUCAAGGUCAAAGUCUACUUCCCCUAUAAAUUAUCGGUCAAGAGGGAAGUCACGCUCGUUCUCACCUCCUGCUCGUCGCCGACGAGAUUAUCGAUCCAGAUCACCUGUGAGAUCUCGCCAUUACUCAAGUUAUGAGAAGGACCAUAGGUCUUAUAAGGAUGGUAGGGAUGUCAGCGAUAGAAGUAGGAGACGGGAUUGGGGAAGAUCACGUGAUAACGAUUCACCUCUUUCCCGGAAAAAGAGAAGCAGGAGUGCAAGCCCUCGGGCUAGGAAAUCAUAUCGGGAUGAUGUAGGAUCGCCAAGGCAUCGCCGAGAAAGUCCUGAAAGAACAAGAAAACAAUCACGUCCUGAUUCAAGAUCUCCUCAUCGUCAUAGGAGAAGGUCUUUAUCAUCAGGAGAUGAAACGACUAAAUCUAAACCUCGAAAGCGCUCAUUGUCAAGAUCUGAUGAAAUUGUACAUCACUCUAGCGAUAAGAAAGACAACAGAAGGGAAGAAAAACCCAAGAGUCGGAGUAGGAGACGCUCUAGGUCAGGUUCUUCUGAUGGUCGAAAACAUGUGCGAAGAUCUUCCCCAAGUGUGUUGGAGGAAAGCAGGGCCAGACAUCGAAGACGUUCAAGAUCCAGAUCUCAGGAAGAUAAACAUCAACUGAGUGAGAAAUAUGAAAGGAGCAAAGAGGAUAAAUCGAGGAACCGAGAUAAAAGGCGAUCCAGGUCCAGGUCAGCUGAAAAGCAUAGGAGAGGCAGUAAGACAUCUCCGCGACAUUCAAGUGGGCAUAAAUCAAAGCACAGGAAACGCUCUCGUUCAAACUCAAUUGAAAAUUUAGUCGAAAACAAGGAUGGGCAAAUUGAUGUUCCUGUUAAAGCAUUAGAGGAUGGGAAUGACAAAUCUGUCACACCUGAUGAUAUUCAUAUGGAUAGUUUGGCUGAGUAGGGCAUAUGAAGGGUGAUGGUGUUGGAAGUGACUGUAGCUCUUAAAAAGUAAUGUCUGAAGUGAUGAAACUAAUGAAGUGGAUGAUUGAGCAAAGCCUAGAAAAUAUAUAUCUAGCAUGUUUCUGCCUGCCAUAGCUUCUUAGCUGGGCUUCUGGUUUCAGGUUCAGCAUAGUUAGGUGGUCUCAGCCUUCUUGUGAUAAAUGUACUUUGUUUCUAUUGCAGGUUUGUGGCCAAAUACAUUUCACUGGUGUCUGGAGUUGUGCUUGAUUUGGUCAGUGCAGUUCAAGAAGUGUAACUGCCCUCAGAUCCAACUAUGACAAUGUUUUUCACAUAACUGUUUAAUUGAUAUAUUAUGGAUCACAACCUCUAUAUGUAGGUAGUUGACUUCUUUUUUAAUCCCGGUAUUCUGUUUGACUAAUUUUUUGUGAAUGUUCAACAAUCACGAGUUACUCACUCUCCUUUGCUAGAGAUACUAUCUACUCUAUUAGCAUUCCUUCUGUUGCUGGCAUAUCUUUUGGUUGUUUUUUUGGAAAGCUCCUUACUAAGGGAAUCCACCUCUUUCGUAUUGUUUAACUAAUACUCUUUGUGUCAAUAGGGGAAUGCAUUGUUUGGACUCUGUAUAAGAUGAACUAUACUAGUAUGAUUAGAGUGUAAACCAACUUCAGAUUUAUCUUUGUUUUGAGUUGAUACCCUCAAUCAUAUGUGGCCUUGUGUUCUCUUUUUUGUAAUGAGCUGGUGAAUUACUGGCUGGCUUGAUGGAUUUAACCAGCAAUAAGUUUUACUUUGAAUUUGAAUUUGCUGUCUUGUAGACUGUUACAUUCAUAAAGCUGCAGGUUAUCUGGCUGCAAUUUCUUGGUGCUCUAUCAGAUGAAUUUGGCAUGGUUUACGUAUCUGAUUAUAUACAUAAGGUAUGGUGCAAUAUAACGUGAAUUAAGAAACUGCUCUAACUAAAUGUAUUUGUCAUUAAAAGUUGAUAUUUUAACUUGAUGCUGUAGAGCUGAUAUCCUAUUGCCCUUAUGUUUCUUCUCAUCUUUUUUCCCCUCUUUUUCUUUUCCCUUUUUCCUUUUCCUUUUCCUUUUCUCCUACCCAUUCUUUUUCCCAUCUUUAAAAUUGUUUGGUUAGGCAAGGUUCUCUUAAAGCUGAUUCCACAUCAGAUGAUGCUGAUUUGGUUGGUUAGUUCCUUGAUCAAGUCAUUUGUUCUUUUCUUACAGGUAAUUACUUAUGGUUAUUGGUUUUGUUUGAAUUCCACAAAUAAUGUCUUUCUAGGUUUCUCAAUUUUGGUUAGUGCAAUUAUACUUGUUAUUCUCGUUGGUUCUUCUUGUUUCUAUAUUUCUUUGUUAUCAUCCUAUUUCCGAUAGGGCAGUUGACAAUUUCAUCCGAUUUUGAUCAAUGUUAAUAAAUUGUUCUGCUAAGAGAUUAUUUGCGCUGAUAUCGAGUUGCAGACCAGUGCUGCAUUUUCUGCCCUAUGUUGUUUGGCUUAUCUUUUUUUAGUCCAUUGGUCAUUUUUCUUGGAAUUGUUUCAUGUCUGCUCCCAGCCUCCCACCAUCAAAUAAGCACUAGAUGCACAGCUAUGCAACUCCAAGUAGUGUGUGUGUGUUUCCCUAGUAGGAUUGAUUUAUUGGUAGUACAGUAACCAGCUCUUGUUGAAAUUUGGUUAGAUCCUAACUUGUGGAUGUGCAUAACUUCAUCAUUCGUGAUCCUCAGGGAUUGAAAGAGAGGUAGUGAUUGAAUCUUUGGCCUACUCUUUACAUAUAGGAGACCUACCGUUUGGAUGUUUUCGAAGGGACCACUUUUGGUUUUCUUAACCCAUCUGUUGUGAUGUUCUCUUGCUUAAGGUUACAGGGGUAAUGUGUUGAUGAAAGAUUGUUUUCUGCUUUGCUUAACUUUUCUAGUAAUUUUUGGCCUUUUACACUAGAGUUGAUAUUUGCUACAUUAUCAGUAACAUAUAUUUCUGCAUAUUUUCUAUUUCUCUCUUCUUUCUUCUUCCUCUUCUUCUCUUUUGUUCUUUUUAUUUUCUUUACUAGGUGAUGCUGGAUGUUUAGUGGCUUGGGAGCUGAAAUGUACUUCCAUUUGGGGAAAUGGUGGAUUUCAUUUUUUUUUCUUUCCUUUUUUCGUUUCUCUCCCCAUUUCAAGUUUCUGCAAAGAUGGUUUUCAACAAUCAACUAAUACUGUUCUUGCUUGCGGCUAAUUUGAGAAUUUUCAAUCACCAUGGUCGAUGCGCAACUUCUGCUUCUCUUUUGUUCUCUCAUAUGAGCUCUGAGUUGAGGGUUUUGAGUACAUAUUCUAUGUGACUUCUCAUGGUCGUCUGUAUCGUUUUGUUGUUUUUUAAUAGAAAUGUUGUCUUUCAAAGUUGGAAGUCAUAAAUCUAGUGAAUGAGCAAAGCCUGUGUGAAAGCUGUGUGUUUGUUUGCUUGCAUGUUGCUGUAUUUCUAUUGACUAAUGUGGAUUUUUUUGGAAAUGUUUGUGGGCAUUUUAAUUUCUUGCCUGCAUUGCUUUUGUUGUA